Messenger RNA from Mustela lutreola (European mink), 2849 nucleotides. RefSeq names its product diphthamide biosynthesis 2 (gene DPH2). The coding region runs from base 411 to 1784 and encodes 457 amino acids. Gene Ontology annotation, biological process: protein histidyl modification to diphthamide. The transcript is spliced from 6 exons. NCBI's taxonomy places the organism in Eukaryota, Metazoa, Chordata, Mammalia, Carnivora, Mustelidae. The record is from RefSeq and is a predicted model, not a curated record. Gene Ontology annotation, molecular function: 2-(3-amino-3-carboxypropyl)histidine synthase activity.
GAAAAACAGCCGCUGGAGAGGAGGACCAGGGGAACUACAAUACCCACAAGGCUCCGCGCCUUCCUCUGCCUCCCAAUUGACUUGGGCUCUGGAGCAGAUCAUUGGUUCUCUGAGGGCGGCCUGGCGAGGAUUGGAAGGCGGGAGCAGUGCUAGUUUAAGAUUGGCGAAACUACUGCCAGCCCCGCCUUAAAAACCCGGAAGCAAUCCCCCACAUGCCCUCGUGUAGUGGUGUAGCCGAAAAACGCGAGUUUGGAGGCGUGGAGGGGUGGUCCGAGGGCUACGCACCGACUUCCCAGAUUCGCCGCUCUCAUUAAAUGACUCUGACUUACUGAGGGCUGCUUUUAAGGACGCGGGGCCUGAAGUUGGCCGAGGGAGUUCCCCGCUGCUUCCCGCCACCCAAGCAGUGCCUCAUGGAGUCUACGUUCAGCAGCCCCGCUGAGGCAGCGCUGCAGCGAGAGGCGGGCUCCCCGGGGCAGCUCACUCCUCCAGAGGACCUGCACCGCGUGUACGAGCUGGAGAGAGUCGCUGAAUUUGUCCGUGACCUGGGAUGUCAGCGGGUGGCCUUGCAGUUCCCUGACCAGCUAUUGGGAGAUGCUGGGGCCGUGGCUGCACGACUGGAGGGGACCACAGGGUCGAAGAUGUUCAUUCUGGGCGACACGGCCUAUGGCAGCUGCUGUGUGGAUGUACUGGGUGCUGAACAAGCUGGAGCUCAGGCCCUUGUACAUUUUGGCCCUGCCUGCUUAAGCCCUCCAGCCCGCCCACUGCCUGUGGCCUUUGUCCUUGGUCAACGUUCUGUGCAGUUGGAGCUCUGUGCCAAGGCCUUUGAGGCCCAGAACCCAGACGGCAAAGCGCCUGUGGUGCUGCUAAGUGAGCCGGCCUGUGCCCACGCCUUAGAGGCCUUGGCCACUCUCCUGCGCCCGCGGUACCUGGACCUGCUUGUCUCCAGCCCAGCUCUUCCAUUGCCAGUGGGCUCCUGUAGUCCAGAGCCUGAGCCCCUGGAGCGUUUUGGGCGCCGCUUCCCCCUGGCUCCAGGGAGGUGUCUGGAAGAAUAUGGUGCCUUCUAUGUGGGGGGCUCUGCAGCCAGUGCUGACCUUGAUCUUGACCCAGACCUGAGCCGGCUGCUCUUGGGCUGGGCACCAGGGCAGCCCUUCUUCACCUGCUGCCCAGAUACAGGGCAGACUCAGGAUGAAGGUGUCCGGGCUGGGCGGCUAAAGGCACGUAGACACUAUCUGGUAGAGAGGGCCAAAGAUGCCCGUGUGGUAGGGCUGUUGGCAGGGACACUGGGUGUGGCCCAACACCGUGAGGCACUGGCACACUUGCGGAACCUGGCUCAGGCUGCAGGCAAGCGUAGCUAUGUGUUGGCCCUGGGGCGGCCCACACCUCCCAAGCUCGCCAACUUCCCUGAAGUGGAUGUCUUUGUGCUGUUGGCUUGCCCUCUUGGUGCUUUAGCUCCACAGCCUUCUGGUGGCUUCUUCCGGCCUGUGUUGGCACCAUGUGAGCUGGAAGCUGCCUGCAACCCUGCCUGGCCACCUGCAGGCCUGGCUCCCCACCUCACACAUUAUGCGGAUUUAUUGCCUGGUUCUCCCUUCCACGUGCCCCUCCCACCCCCUGACUCAGAACUGUGGGACACCCCAGAUGUGUCCCUCAUUACUGGGGAACUCCGACCCCCACCUGUGUGGAAGCCAUCAGAUGAUCCUGGGUGUUUGGCCCUGACCUUGCGGCCCCAGCUAGAGCUGGCUGAGAGCAGCCCUGCAGUCCCCUCUCUCUACAGCCUUGUACCUUAGUUCCCGGAGCUGGCAAGGGUUGCAGCCCCGUUUGGGUCAGACACCGGUGACAGGAGCUGUGAGUGGAAGACGAGGGAUUGCCAUCGCCUACGAGGAUGAGGGAAGCAGCUGAUACCAUCUGGCCCAGAGACACAGAUGGACUUAAGAAUUGCUGCAAAGACCUUUAAUGCUCCCUGCAUCCGCCUUCUUUGCCAGAAUCCUUGAAGGAGCCUGGAUUCAGGGAAGGGUGGACAGCCCCUCACCGAGGAAGGGAAUCCUGCUCUGUCCCUGUCCUGCCCCUGGCACAAGGCUUAGCAUAUAGUGACUUGAUAAAUACCUGUUGGACUGAUGGAACUGAUUUGGGGCUUUCCUGAAGUCUUACGGGCCCAUCUGUCCUCCUGGGAACAGCCCAGGACCUCUGGCCAGUCCCAGUUUCUGAUGUGCAAUUGAGGGUUUGCCCUUGUCAAAGGUCCUAGAUAGUCUAGACCAGGGUUUCCUAACUUUGGUACCAUUGACGUUUUGGACCAGAUAAUUCUUUGCUGUGGGGGGGCUAUUCUGUGCACUAUAGUACGUUUAGCAUCGUCUCUGGCUUCUGCCCACCCACUUGAUGCCACCAACAUACCCAAUUGUGGUAACCAAAAAUGCCUCCAGACAUUGACAGGUGUCUGCUGUAGGGGCAAAACUGUCCCUAGUUGAGAACCACUGGUGUAGACCUGUGUUGUCUGACAAAGUAACCACUAGACACCCAUGGCUAUUAAACGUGAAUUUGAAUUACUUAAAAUUAAAAAUUUCUCAGGGUGCCUGGCUGGCUCAGCUGGAAAAGUGUGCAGCUCUUGAUCAUGAGUUCAACAUGGUGGAUCAACAGAUUACUAAAAAAGUUAACUUUAAGAAUAAAAAAUAAAAACUCCAUUUCUCAGUCACACUAGUCACAUUUCAAUGGUCAUUUAGCCACAGGAGAGGACAAUGCAGCUAUAGGACGUUUCCAUUAUUUCAGAAGCUUCUGUUGGACAAUGCUAGUCUAUACUGAUUCCUAUUUUGUUUCUCACAGGAGAUCACAGAAACUUGAAUAAACUGGAUACUUUUUCU